AUGGAAGCAAUGAAUGAAGGUUUGAAUGAUUUGGAAAUGCAAUCUUUUUUGCCUUAUUUACUUUUGAAGUGUGGUGAUUCAAAAGAUUUAAUUAGAAAUCAAGUUCGUAAAAUUGUACAUGUACUCAAUUCAAUUUCUGUCCCGUCAAAAAUUUUUCCACUUAUUCUUGAUAGUUUAAAAACUAAAAAUUCGAGACAAAAAGCUGAGGGAUUGGUAAUUGCUGAUUCAUUAAUAGAGAUCAUGGGUCUUUCAAUAACAACAACACCACAAAUAACUAUGCGUACUUUUGGUGCUUGUAUUUCUGAAAGAGAUGCUGCUGUACGUAACGCGGCACUGAAUGCUAUAAUUACUGUUUAUCGAGGAAUGGGUUGUGAUCGAGACAAAAUUUUCUCUUUAAUUGGACAGCUUGGGGAAAAAGAACGCGCAAUGCUUGAUGAACGAAUUAAGCGGACAGGAGCAUUUGAUCCAAAAUCUGUAAAUCGUCCACAAACAACUCGUGAUAUGUCUACUAGCCGUCUCAACUCUAGAAUGCAAAAUUCGAGUUCACAACCAAAUUCAACAAUUAGAGCGCGUUCUGCGAGCGGACCUCGACGCCCUUUGGACUUGGCUUUACCCGGAAAUAACUCAAUGAUGUUAGCUGGAGCAGAUGAUAAUAACAACACUAAUGUUCGUGCUCCUCGUCGUUCACAUAACGUUACAGCUACGGGUCUUUCUUCUGCUCAUUCACAUGCUGCUUUAAGUUCGGCAUUGAAUCAGACUGGUGGUCGUUUUCAAUUGGAUCCUAAAUUCUUUCAAAAUGAUUUUGACGACGCUGGAAGGACUCUAGUGGUUAAUUCUGGAGGAUCAAAUCAAUCCACCAGUUUAAACUCGACAUUUACUAAAAAUGAUGUGGGGCAACCAGAACGAGGUGUUUUGGCAAAUCGAAAUGUUCAGCCAAGUGUAAGUAGUAUUGAUCAACAAGAUUUACAACCAAUUAAGCCUGUAAUUCGCCCUGUAAGCACAUUCUCCCGACGUAGUGAAUCUGUAUCUUCUAUUUCUUCGCUAGAAAGUACUGAAUAUAUUGAUCGAGCUGUUCAUAAUGUCUCUUGUUUACAAUUAAGCAUUGCUGAUGAAGCUAUUGCGCAGUUGUUGCAUUUAUUGAAUGAUCCAAAUAAUCGCCAGUAUAUAAUUGAUAGAUCAGAGCUUAUUUUAAAAAUGAUUGUCACACAAGUUUUUCAUAUUCGAAGUCAACAUCUUGAACAACUAGAAUCUGGUAAAGAAUCAAACCGAGACGAACAAAAUUUUUCUAAAGAGAAUGAUCUAAAUGAAUUUUUGCGUUCGAUUUGUAAUUUUCUUUCUACGUUAACAAAUGAAACUCAUAUAAUGAAAAGAAUUAGUGCUGAUACUUUACGUGGAUUUAUAGAAGCAAUUUUGUCGUUAGUAUGUGAUCAACGACUUUCUGGAUUUAAAGAUCAGGUUUUUCGUUCAUUAAAUGUUGUUGUUAUUCGUCUUUGUGAAUUUACUCAUCCAAGUGUUUGUUUUUUGGCUUUGAUGAAGUUAAUUAUGAAAUACCAAGCAGCUGAACCUAAAGGAAAGAUUUUGGAAUUACUUCGUAAAUGUAUGAUUAAACGAACUGAAACUCUUACAGAUCCAGCAAUUGUUGAUAUGAUUGAUAUUCCCACAUUAUUGGAACAUAUAAAUACUUACAUUACACGAUUUUAUAUUACAACAAAUGAGGGACAUGAUUCAGAUGCUUCUGUUAAAGAGACUUCAAAAUUACUUUUUAUUUGUGUUCAACGAAUUGUUAUACUUAAUUACCUCGACCAUCUACCAGAAAAUUCACAUAUUGUUCUUUAUGUAAAACGAUGUGUCCGUGCUGUUGGUAAACGUAAUACUACAGGAGAUGAAAAAACUCCGGAUGGAACACCGCCAUUUAUGGAAGAAAUGGAAAAGUUAUUUGCUCGUAUUGACGAUGAUAUUUUUUCUGGGGCUGUCGAGGACCUUUACAAUUUUAUGGAUAUUCAUCCUGAACAGAAUGCAAAUUUGGAACAAUUUAUGUCAAAAUGUAUUUAUGCAAGUCUAAUUCGUAAAGCUUUUGUAGAAAUUCGAAAAUGCCGUUUGGAAAGGAAGCCGUUAAUACCUGGCGACUCUGUUCGUCGAAUAUUGCCAGAAGAAACGCUUUCAUAUUUGGAUAAAAACAAUCAAAUUAUAGCUUGUAUUGAUGAAUUUACUGCACUUUUAAGUGGAAGUCCUGCUGCAACUUUAGGACAACCUCAACAAAAAUCUACUCCGCCAUCAUAA
Messenger RNA from Meloidogyne enterolobii, 2280 nucleotides. NCBI's taxonomy places the organism in Eukaryota, Metazoa, Nematoda, Chromadorea, Rhabditida, Meloidogynidae. The record is from the annotation of a GenBank genome assembly.